GGCAGUGGCUCCUUCCCGGGACGCUCUUUCCUUCCUCCUCUUGCUCCUCCUCCUGCCUCUCUUCGCUCCUCCCGCCUUUCUUCGCUCCUCCUGCAAACGCGGUGGGGGCUGCUUGGCCGCCAGGAGCAGCAAGAGACAGGGCAACCUGAGAGAUUGGACCAGCGCUGCAUGGGGUAAUUUACUGGUAGGAAAAAUAAUCCCCAAAGAGAUUGAAGUGAGCUUCAGGAUGGCAAAAGAGGAGCCCCGGAGUAUCUCAAGGGACUUGCAGGAGCUGCAGAAGAAGCUGUCUUUGCUGAUAGAGUUCUUCCAGAAUAACCCAAAGGUGAAGGCCUUUACGAAGUCUCCAGUGAGUCAGUACUUGGACAGGCAUCCGUUUCUGGCCCUCGCCUUGCUGGUGUUCAUUGUCACAUCGGCCGUUCCUGUUGGGUUCUUCCUGCUCCUCGUGAUCAUUACCACCCUGGUUGCUCUGGUGGGGGUCAUAAUACUGGAAGGACUGGUCAUCUCUGUGGGUGGUCUCUCACUGCUCUGCAUUCUCUGUGGCUUGGGCUUCGUAUCACUCGCCAUGUCGGGGAUGAUGAUGGCAUCCUAUAUAAUAGCCUCCAGACUCAUCAACUGCUCGUUUUCUCCCAGACCACUGACACAGCAAAACUCCAAUGGCGACUGUCAGCUGGCCAUGAAGGCCACAGACUUCAAGGGGCUUUACCAGGAAUGAGUGGCUGCUCAGAGGCUGGGCUUCUUUUCAAGCACUGCUGGAUUGUACUCGCCCCUUGGGAUUAUGGCUUAGAAGAAGGGGGCUGGGUAGGCAAGCACUCCUUGGCUGUGUCAUCCCACUUUUUCACUUAUUUGUAGGGUCCCGCAGCAGCCAAUUUAGGGAUUGUGUUGUUCUUGUGUUGGUUCCCAUGUAAAGAAGCAGCAGAGAAAUGCGAUGGCUCAACAGCUCAUCCUGACCCAAGUAUGCAGACUUGGUCUUGGCGGGGAACUGGGCUUCUAAAGUCUAGCCCAUUGACCCCAAAGCUUCGAGACUCACGUCCAACAGUUCCAUUGGGAGCAUCAGUGAUUGUCUGUUGUUUUUUGUUUUCAAUAAUGAGGGCAGCUGUUCAUUUUUUUACUCAUGUGAAAUAA
Molecule: messenger RNA, 1122 nt
Organism: Saimiri boliviensis boliviensis (Bolivian squirrel monkey)
Lineage: Eukaryota; Metazoa; Chordata; Mammalia; Primates; Cebidae
Gene: LDAF1
Product: lipid droplet assembly factor 1
Source: RefSeq, a predicted model, not a curated record